UCCUCUUUUAACAUAAACAUUUCUGCAACUGCAUCACCCAACAAGUUCAGAUUUCCUUAUCUGGUAAACCUGUUUCCCAAACAAUGAAUCGGAUCCAUAAUAUCCGUCUCGGCCUGUUUCGGACUCUGUCAAAGCGCAUCCAUCACCCCCUCCUCCACGUCCGCCUCCUCUUCUUGUUUGUCCCUACCUGAACAAGAAAAAAAAAAAAGACAAAAAACAACCUUUGUAUUUGAGAAUUAGAAAAAAAAAAAAAGAAAACGAAAAAUGAAGCACCGAAUGUCGUCUGAAUCUAUACUCUCGGUCUUAACGGAGGAUUUACUCGUUCGGGUCAAUGACAAACUCAGUGACGAGUCAGAUCGCAAAAGGUGGCGACUCGUUUGCAAAGAAUUUCUCCGAGUCGAUAUCCUAACUCGUAAAACUCUCCGUGUCCUCCGCGUCGAGUUCCUAGCGGCUCUUCUUCGCAAGCACAGUAACAUUGAUACCCUGGACCUCUCCGUGUGUUCAAGUAUUGACGACGGGAUGAUUUCUCUUCUGCUGAGUUGUGAGCCUGAGGCAUGGUCUCGGAAGCUGAAAUCUUUGAACUUGAGUAGGGCCACCGGACUGAAAUUCUCGGGGCUGGAGAUGCUGGUUCGGGCGUGCCCGUUUCUGGAGCGGGUCGACGUGUCGUAUUGUUGCAGUUUCGGAGACAGGGAGGCGGCGGCCAUAUCGUGUGCUGGAGGGUUGAGGGAGCUGACGAUGGACAAGUGCUUGGGAGUGAGUGAUGUUGGGUUAGCGAAGAUUGCUGUGGGUUGUGGGAAAUUGAAGAGGCUAAGCUUGAAGUGGUGCAUGGAAAUAUCUGAUCUGGGUGUUGGUCUUUUGUGCAAGAAGUGCCUCGACUUGAAGUAUCUUGAUGUGUCUUAUCUAAAGGUGACAAGUGAAUCGCUCCGUUCUAUUGCCUCUUUGCCAAAGCUGGAGGUUUUGGCUAUGGUGGCCUGCCCCUUGGUGGAUGAUGUGGCAUUACAAUUUCUUGAAAAUGCUUGUCCUUCACUACAGGCAAUUGAUGUGUCAAGGUGUAAUUGUUUGAGUUCGUCCAGCUUCAUUUCCAUAAUUAGAGUACAUAGUGGACUUAGGCAGAUAAACGCUGCUUACUGCUUUUCAGAACUUUCCCCAGCCCUUCUCCACUGCAUGAAGGACUUGAAGAAUCUGAGCACGAUUAUAAUUAAUGGUGCUCUUGUUUCAGACACUAAUUUCACGACCAUGAGUAGCUAUUUUAGGUCUUUGGCUGAAAUUGGAUUGACCAAAUGCAUGGGGGUGACCAAUAUGGGCAUUAUUCAGCUUGUCUCGGGCUGUGUCAAUUUAAAGAGUCUCAAUUUAGCAUGUUGUCAUUCUAUAACUGAUGCUGCAAUUUCUGCUAUAGCAGACUCUUGUAGGAACCUUGUGUGCCUGAAGUUAGAGUCUUGCAAUAUGAUCACUGAGGAGGGUGUUGAACAGCUUGGAUCACAUUGCUUACUGCUUGAGGAGCUUGAUCUUACUGAUUGUGGUGGCAUAAAUGACAAAGGGCUUGAAUACCUCUCUAGAUGUUCAAGACUUCUAUGCUUGAAAUUAGGAGUUUGUGCAAACAUAUCAGACAAAGGACUAUUCUAUAUUGCUUCUAAUUGUUCAAAGCUUCAUGAACUGGAUCUAUACCGCUGUAUCGGUAUAGGAGAUGAUGGUUUAGCUGCUUUAUCAAGUGGUUGCAAGAAGUUGAAAAAGCUUAACUUGUCAUACUGCAGUAAUAUUACUGAUAGAGGGAUGAAAUUACUAGGGUAUCUGGAGGAGCUCUCUGAUCUGGAAUUGAGAGGACUUGGCAAAAUCACAAGUGUAGGUUUGACGGCAUUUGCAGCCAAGUGUAGGACAAUAGCAGAUUUGGACUUGAAACAUUGUUGGAAUAUUGAUGAUAUGGGAUUCUCAGCACUUGCCUAUUACUCACUGAACCUGCGUCAGAUAAAUUUGAGCUACUGCAAUAUAUCGGACAUGGCAUUAUGCAUGGUGAUGGGAAAUCUGACGCGCUUGCAAGAUGCAAAACUGGUGCUCCUCAAAAAUGUAACUGUGAUAGGGUUUGAGCUUGCGCUUAGGGCUUGCUGUGUCCGGAUCAAAAAGGUUAAGUUGAAUACUGCUCUCAGGUUCAUUUUAACGGAGGAAAUACUUGAGAUUCUGCAUGCCAGGGGUUGCACCAUCAGAUGGGAUUAGAACCAUUUGUACUGAUAAACACCCACAUCCUUGGACUUAUUUUAAAAUCCAAUAAAGUGUUCAUCGAGUUCUUCUCUUCUACUCCCUUCAUCCAUCCCUUCUGACAACUGCUAGCAGAAUUGUAUGCCUGAUGAACUAUUUGUUUGUAUUUUAAUUAAGUAUAAUAUAUCCUUAAGUUUGGUUAA
Molecule: messenger RNA, 2393 nt
Organism: Hevea brasiliensis (rubber tree)
Lineage: Eukaryota; Viridiplantae; Streptophyta; Magnoliopsida; Malpighiales; Euphorbiaceae
Product: F-box/LRR-repeat protein 3
Exons: 7
Coding region: 265-2208 (647 amino acids)
Biological process (GO): SCF-dependent proteasomal ubiquitin-dependent protein catabolic process
Cellular component (GO): SCF ubiquitin ligase complex
Molecular function (GO): protein binding
Source: RefSeq, a predicted model, not a curated record